AUGCGCUCCAGCUCCAUCCCUGUGCCCUGUGCCAUGCCCAAGACGAAGAAGCUGGCUAUGGUGCAGCAGCCCCACAAAAGAGUCAAAGGGCUGCUGGUGCCAGGUCGUGGGAGCGAUAAACUCUCUGCCUGUGUGUGCAGCCAGGUGCACGGUGGGAACAGUGUCCUCGACUGCUGCCUGCGGACCAGCGAGAAGCCCAUCCCACGGAGAAUAGUGCAGGAUUACCAGCUCCAGCUGGUGAAGGAUGGCUGUGACAUCCCGGCUGUAGUGUUCAUUACUGCAAAGGGUAAGCGCCUCUGUGCCCCCUUCGAAGUGCCAUGGGUGGUUCGCCUCCAAGAGAAGCUGGAUGCCAACCCCACCAGGAAGGUCAAACAGCAGGGCCAGUAAGCUGCAAAGAAGCCCACAGCUGGCCCCAGCACCUGGAGUGGGGUUGGCCUGCAGCUGUGAAUAUGAAGCUAAUAGAGCCAGUCUGCUGCCACUUUGAGCCACAGGGCUGAUCCUUCUUGGGACUCAUGCCAGUGUGCGGGGCUGGGCAGAAUCCAGCCUGCUCUCCUUUCUUCUGUCUCUGAUGUGACCUAGCAUCUCUGAUGUGACCUAGCAACCUACAUCAGUUUGAACUGAGGGCUGUUGGACCAGAGACUGCCACCCUUGCAGCCUGGAAGCUGGUUGAUAGCAUAUUCUGUGAGAUGAGGUUGGGCAGUCUCAACCUUCCCUUCAGCUCAGCACUAGUUUGAUCCUUUUAGUUUCUACCAUCAGCUUCAAGCCCGAGUCCUGCAUCUCUGGGAAAGACUGACAGGACUGCACAGUGCUGGGGUGGAGAGAAGGAAUGGAGAUGUUACUCACUGGCCAUUCACUGCUCUGCUUCUUCACUGAACACAGCCUAGAUGUCCUCAGAGAGUGCCCAGUGCAGUUCCCCUCUCACACCCUGACUUGCCUGAGCUGUUUCCAAUCCUGCCCUUCCUUGCAUGGGCAGAAAUAGAGCCAGUGAUACAGCACCAGCAGAGUGGGCAAUGAUGCUGAUCUCAGCCCCUGCUCUCCUCAGGAACCUUGUUCCCCUUGUUGGUCCCCCAGGCUACCAGCAGUUUCGGGCCCUGCCACCACUCCCCUGUCUGAUCAGGAAUGCACAAGCAGUGUUCACAUCACUCUCAGGUAUCUGCUGUUAGAUCUGUUUGAUGUAAGUUAUAGGUGUCAGCUGCUGCUUGCUCUCUUGUCUUGUGCUGUAAUUUUGAUAAAUAAAAACUCAUGGCUAGUU
Molecule: messenger RNA, 1252 nt
Organism: Pogoniulus pusillus (Red-fronted tinkerbird)
Lineage: Eukaryota; Metazoa; Chordata; Aves; Piciformes; Lybiidae
Product: C-C motif chemokine 19-like
Exons: 5
Coding region: 1-387 (128 amino acids)
Biological process (GO): immune response
Cellular component (GO): extracellular region
Molecular function (GO): chemokine activity
Source: RefSeq, a predicted model, not a curated record